This is a messenger RNA of Raphanus sativus (radish), 2979 nucleotides long. RefSeq lists its product as uncharacterized. The transcript is spliced from 6 exons. The record is from RefSeq and is a predicted model, not a curated record. Lineage: Eukaryota; Viridiplantae; Streptophyta; Magnoliopsida; Brassicales; Brassicaceae. The coding region runs from base 1 to 2979 and encodes 992 amino acids. Gene Ontology annotation, molecular function: zinc ion binding; nucleic acid binding.
AUGGCGCCUCGUCCAAACGAAUGGACACAGAUGCAGCAGUUCCUGGAAGAUUUUCAGGAGAAUUUUCAAGAUAACAUGAGACGUACACUGGCGGAUGCGAUCCAGACAGGAGUCCAGGCUGGAGUUCAGGCCGCACUAGCAGCCAAUGCAGCAAACGCCGCUCCCGCAGCUCCACGCCAACGUCAAAACAACAACCCCAUCUUCGAAGAACAGGAAGACGACAACGACCUAGCCAAUCCAUUCGGAGAUAUCAAUCACCCUCGUCCCCAACCUCAACAGCGUCAGCACAGGAACGAUGAUGAUUCACGGUGGAAAACAGGGAUCAAAAUAGAUAUUCCUGAGUUUCAUGGUGGUUCUCAGCCAGAAGAGUUACUUGAUUGGUUUGUUGCAGUCGAAGAGUUCUUAGAAUUCAAGGAGGUUCCAGCAAACAAACAAGUUUCUUAUGCUUCCACUCGGUUUCGUGGUCAUGGUGCCUCGUGGUGGAAUCAGUUAAAGAUAUCACGAACACGUCGUGGUAAGGAAAAGGUUGUAGACUGGGACAAACUUAAGAAACACAUGCGCAAGACGUUUAUCCCUUACAACUUUGAGCGUCUCUUGUUUCAAAAGUUUCACAACAUUCGACAAGGUUCUCGUUCUGUUGAAGACUACGCUACAGAGUUUUAUCAGAUGAUCACUCGCGUGGACGUUCAAGACUCGGAAGAUCAACUGGUAGCUCGCUUUAUUGCAGGACUACGACCACAGUUACAAACUAUGUUACAUCAAUUCGACCCGGGUUCUGUAGCAGAAGCACGUCAACGAGCAUUACUAGUCGAGCAGCAGUCCAAGUUCACUUCGAAUACAUGGACAGGAAACUCGAGACAACGCAACAAUUCACCUACCGACGAUAGCAAAACAUCUACAGGACUUGACGCACCAACGGGAACUCAAGGGAACAAUAAACCUACCGAUCCCGGAACAGUAGCGGGUACCUCCCGUCCCUCCCGACCUAAUGCCUUGCGAUGCUUCUCGUGUGGCGAAAGAGGCCACAUUCAAACCGCUUGCCCGACUCAUGAACGUCGAGGAUUACUCGCUAAAGACAAAGAGAUCAUGGGCGAUCCUAUUUACGAUGAAGAAGAUGAUCAAGGUGAUGACAGUGAAGGCGAACUACUCACAGGUGACACAGGAACUUUUCUCAUGUUACGAAGGAAUUGCUUUGCUCCAAAAACAAGUGAAGCAUGGCAACGAACAGCCUUGUUCAGCUCUACUUGCACAGACAAAGGGAAGACCUGCCGUUUUGUUAUUGAUUCGGGUUGCUCAGCCAACGUAGUCUCCGAAGAAGCUGUACGAAAGCUUUCUCUCAAAACAGAGGUUCACCCACACCCUUACCGUCUUCUCUGGAUGCAGACAGGAGCUGAGUAUGAUCGUGAGGUUAUCCAUAAUGGCAAGACGAAUACACAUUCGUUUAUGUUUCAAGGACGUAAGAUAACAUUGUUACCUUCUCCAGACGCUGACCACACGAUUGCAGCAACCACUACACCAUCCCCGCCAAAGCAGAAUUUGUUGAUCAUCUCUAAAGCUCAGUUCGAGCAGGAGUUGCAGGACGAACAACCAUUGUUUGCUUUAGUGUCUAUCACCCCGACGCCAACUCAACCAGUGCCGUGCCCGCCUGAGUUUUCUCCACUUUUAAAAGAGUUUGAAGACAUCUUUCCAGACGAGUUGCCUGCCGGAUUGCCUCCACUACGGGAUAUCCAACACCACAUUGACUUGGUACCAAAUGCAGUGUUGCCCAACCGUGCGCACUACCGCAUGAGCCCGGAGGAACACGAGGAGCUUCGACGCCAAGUGGAGGAGUUGCUACUCAAAGGAGUUGCUACUCAAAGUCGAGCUAUCAAUAAGAUUACGACGCGAUACAGAUUCCCCAUCCCUCGGUUAGAUGAUCUUCUUGAUCAGAUCGGGAAAGCCUCCAUCUUCUCCAAGUUGGAUCUUAAGAGUGGGUAUCACCAGAUUCGUAUCCGUCCUGGGGAUGAAUGGAAGACCGCUUUCAAGACGCGAGAAGGUUUAUUCGAAUGGAUGACUCUACGCCCUUUUAUUGGACGUCUUGUAGUCGUUUAUUUUGAUGACAUCUUGAUCUUUUGCACCACCAUGGACGAGCAUCUCGGUCAUCUUCGCGACGUACUACUGGCUCUGCGACGGGAUAAGUUGUUCGUAGCAAAACAGAAGUGCGAGUUCGGAGCAUCUGAAAUUCUCUUCUUAGGCUAUGUCGUUUCCGCUAAAGGUCUUCGUGUCGAUCCCCACAAAGUUGAUGCAGUUGCUUCUUGGCCUACUCCAAAAGAAGCCACCCGUGCGUUUACUCUUAUCAAAGAGAAUCUCACGACGGCUCCUAUCUUGGUCUUACCAGAUUUUGACUCACCAUUUGAGCUUCAUUGUGAUGCUUCAAAGCUCGGCAUCGGCGCAGUCUUGAGUCAACACGGUCGUCCGGUUGCGUUCUAUAGCGAGAAGUUGGCUGGUGCUCGCAGUCGUUAUAGUACUUAUGACAUUGAGUUCUAUGCAAUCGUGCAGGCUAUUAAACAUUGGCGUCAUUACCUAGCGCACAAGGAGUUUAUUUUGUUCACUGAUCACGUGGCCUUGAAGUACUUAGUCACAGGGUUUGAGUGCUUUGCGGAGCUUUACCGGACGGAUUCCUUCUUCUCCAACAUCUUAUCGGACCUUGACCACGGCAUACGUACUGACUACUCAUUGGUCGAUGGCUUCAUCUUUAAAGACAAUCGUUUGUGUGUACCAGAUUGUAGCUGGCGGUUGCGGAUCAUUCAGGAACUACACGGGGAGGGUCCUGUUGGAAGGGAUCGAACACUUAAGCUCGUGACAGAUUCUUAUUUUUGGCCUACUCUUCGCAGAGACGUGGAACGCUUUGUCCUUCGGUGCACGACUUGUCAACUCAACAACGGCCACGCCUCUAAUGCAGGGCUUUAUCUUCCUUUGCCAAUUCCGACGCAACCUUGA